UGAGUCUUGGAGGAGUUCGGGGAGAGUCUGAACGCGCCGCCGGUGACCAGCCGAACCGGUCCGCUGCUCGGAUCAGACCUGCGGGGGUGGACGCUCCACGAGUUCGGAUUUGGACUUUCAAAACCAUGGGAUUCGAGCUGGACCGUUUCAAGGGAGCCGUGGACCCGGAUUUCAAAUGCAACUUGUGCAACAAAGUUCUGGAGGACCCGCUGACGACUCCGUGCGGUCACGUCUUCUGCGCCGGCUGCGUGCUGCCGUGGGUCGUCCAGCAGAGCAGCUGCCCCGUCAAGUGUCAGCGGAUCUCCACCAAAGAGCUGAACCACGUCCUGCCCCUAAAGAACCUGAUCCUCAAGCUGGAGAUCAAAUGUGACAACCAGGCCAGGGGCUGCGCGGCCGUGGUCACGCUGCAGCACCUGGCCGAGCACGCCGAGGUGUGCGAGUACAGCCCGGCCAAGUGCGCCAACAAAGGCUGCGCCGAGGUGCUCAACCUGCGGGACGUGGGCGCGCACAUGCGGGAGACGUGCGAGUACAGAGCCUUGGGGACGUGCGAGGGUGGCUGCGGGCUGAUGCUCAGCCACAGAGAGUCCCAGAACCACUGCUGCGUGCGCGCGCUGAAGGCGCACAACAGCGCGCUGCAGUGCAAAGUUCUGAGCCUGGACCGGGAGCUGAAGAAGCAAAGCAUCAAAGCCAACAAGAGGGAGAAGGUGCUGCUGGCGCAGCUGUCCGCCGUGCACGGAGAGCUGCAGCUGACCGCGCUCAAGUACCAGAAGAAAUUCACAGAGUACAGCGCCAGGAUCCGCGCCCUGACCCGCACCGUCAGCCUGUCCUGCCAGGAAGGUGAGACUCAAAGCGUGACGGCCAUCCUUCUCCGUGAUGCUGGAUCUCUGGGUUUCAACAUCGUAGGAGGAAGACCCUGCAUGAGCGUCGAUGACAGCACUUCAAACGAAGGGAUAUUCGUGUCCAAGAUUGUUGACAACGGCCCCGCGGACAAGGAAGGAGGUCUUCAAAUCAACGACAGAAUAAUGGAGGUCAAUGGGAAGGACCUUUCCAAAGCCACUCACGACCAGGCGGUGGAGACCUUCCACAAUGCCAAGGAGCCCAUUAUGGUCCAGGUCCUACGGCGGGCCCCGCACCCCAAACUGCUCAGCACCAUUACUGACACCCAGGUGUCGGACACUAGCACCCAGACCGACAUCACCCUGGAACACAUCAUGGCCCUGAGCAAGCUGCCUGCCUCUGCACCCACCAUGACGGUACUGGAGGAGUACCUGCUGCCAGAGGAGCGUCCUCCAGGACACGCCUACUUCGACCCGGCUGAUUUCCUCGAGGGCCUGCAGCAGGACAUGGAGAGAGACGAACUGGAGUACGAGGAAGUGGAUUUGUACCGAGCGAAUGUCCAGGACAAGCUGGGCUUGACGAUCUGUUACCGCACCGACGAUGAGGACGAAGCUGGGAUCUACAUCAGUGAGAUCGAUCCAAACAGCAUUGCUGCCAGAGACGGCAGAAUCAGGGAAGGAGACAAAAUCAUCCAGAUCAACGGUGUUGAGAUCCAGAACCGUGAGGAUGCUGUGGUGUUACUGACCAGUGAGGAGAACCAGAACAUUUCACUGCUGGUGGCCAGACCGGAGAUCCAGCUGGAUGAAGGCUGGAUGGAUGACGACAGGAAUGACUUCCUGGAUGACCUUCACAUGGACAUGCUGGAGCAGCAGCACCAUCAGGCCAUGCAGUUCACUGCCAGCAUGCUGCAGCAAAAGAAACACGAGGAGGACGGCGGGACCACAGACACCGCCACGCUGCUAUCCAACCACCACGAGAAGGACAGCGGGGUCGGCCGCACCGAUGACAGCACUCGUAAUGAAGAGAGCUCAGAGCAGGAGAUCCUUGGCGAUGACCAAACCAACACACUGGGCAGCUGCAGAAAACUGACCUACAGCCAGGACACGCUGGGCAGCACAGACCUGCCCUUCAGCAGCGAGUCCUUUAUCUCUGCAGACUACGCAGACACCGACUUCCUUGGCAUCCCGGCUGAUGAGUGUGAACGUUUCAGAGAGCUCCUGGAGCUGAAAUGUCAGAUGAGGAGCAAUGGACCUCGGAGUCUGUUCAGUCAGGGCGGAGGAGGCCAAGACCAUGAGGGUGUCGACAAAGAACUAGAGCUCCUCAAUGAGGAACUGCGGACCAUCGAGCUGGAGUGCCUGAACAUUGUACGUGCCCACAAGAUGCAGCAGCUGAGGGAGCAGUUCCGUGAGUCCUGGAUGCUCCACAACAGUGGCUUCCGUAACUACAACACAAGUAUUGAUGCACGACGCCAUGAGCUCUCUGAUAUCACAGAGCUACCCGAGAAGUCUGACAAGGACAGUUCCAGUGCCUACAAUACAGGAGAGAGCUGCCGCAGCACCCCUCUCACUUUGGAGUUGUCUCCAGAUAACUCACUUCGUCGAGGUGCAGAGGACCAGGGUCUGGCUGGGGCGUCUGGCUCGAGCAGCUCCAGUGGCAGGAUGCCCAAACCUCUGCUGACCCCUGUCCAGGAAGCUUCUGGCCCCGGCCUCAGCAGAAUCUCUCCCAAGGACCCAGAUGGAGUUGUGCCCGGAGAUACCAAAGAGAGAAAACAAGUAGAGUCAAGUAAGGCGGGUCGGUGCGCCAUGCUUUCCCAGCCGCAUUCACCUUACAAGCAUGCGCACAUCCCAGCCCAUGCACAGCACUACCAGAGCUACAUGCAGCUGAUCCAGCAAAAAUCAGCCGUGGAGUACGCCCAGAGCCAGAUGAGCCUGGUCAGUAUGUGCCGAGACCCCAUCGCUCCCACUGACCUGGAGCCUAAGAUGGAGUGGAAGGUGAAAAUCCGCAGUGACGGUACCCGCUACAUCACCAAGCGCCCUGUUAGGGACAAGCUCCUGCGUGAGCGUGCCCUCCGAAUUCACGAGGAGCGCAGUGGCAUGACCACAGAUGAUGAUGCCAUAAGUGAGCUGAAGAUGGGACGCUACUGGAGCAAGGAAGAAAGGAAGCAACACGCCAUCCGUGCCAAAGAACAGAAGCAGCGGCGCGAGUUCAUGAAGCAGAGCCGCUCCGACUGUCUGAAGGAGCAGGCGGGACCAGAGGACAAAAAGGAACCCAGUAUCAUUGAACUAAGCCACAAAAAGAUGAUGAAAAAGAGGAACAAGAAAAUAUUUGAUAAUUGGAUGACCAUUCAGGAACUGCUGACCCAUGGAACCAAGUCCCCUGACGGUACACGGGUCUAUAACUCCUUGCUGUCUGUGACCACAGUCUAGAUCCUGUUUUGGGUUCAGGUGAACGGUCAGAGUGGGCGAGAAGGAACGUGAUGGACCGUAAAUCAGACGGUGCUAUGUAGGGGCAAGUUACCUGCCUCAGUUAAUGUGGCAACAUUUUGUAAAUAGAUUUUUUGGGGGGUUUUUUUCUGGAGUACACUACGUAGUGAAGAGAAGGUCCAGUUCACGUUCCUGACAGUGGCUGGACUUUGAGACAUAAUUACACAUGACCCUGAAUGAAAGGUUUUCAGAUUAUUUUCAAUAAUGUUUUCUAACUUUCUGCUUGAAAACAUUUUGAAACAAAAUAUUUGGCUUUGUAAGAAGGUUUAUUACAACUGUGUAAAAUCUGUGUGCCGUUUAUAAUAAAACCAGCCAGCAUUUACACAAUUUUACAUUAUAUUGUUUGUACUAUAUACUUUUCAAUGUUUUCCUGUUACACACUUUAUGCUUUUGGAAACAGUAUUUUCCUGCACCACAGAACAAGUAAUCCUUUUCAAAAGGGCUUUUAUAAACUAAUACACAAGAAUUUUAUAACCGCUCCUCUUUAUAUGGAAUGGUGCUGAUUUUCCAGAAUUCCUGCCAUCGACGCUGUUUCACUUACGCAAAGUAACAUAACAUGAUAUCUGUGUGUGUGUGUUAAGAGAAACAUUUUUUUUUGUCACAUUGUUCAAACUGAAAUGUCUUUUUAUUCUGCAACCACAUUGUAGUCCAUUUUGCUUUGUCGUGUUUGAUAUACUGAACAAAAACUGCAUAGCAAAUCCUUAGUCACACAAUUUACUGUCUUGUAAAAUGAGAGAAAUAAUAAAUUAUUGUUUUAUAUAUGAUGACUUUCAAA
This is a messenger RNA of Thalassophryne amazonica, 4095 nucleotides long. It is a transcript of the gene pdzrn3b, whose product is annotated as PDZ domain containing RING finger 3b. Gene Ontology annotation, molecular function: ubiquitin protein ligase activity; zinc ion binding; protein binding. Bases 126 to 3263 code for a protein of 1045 amino acids. The transcript has 10 exons. Gene Ontology annotation, biological process: protein ubiquitination; neuromuscular junction development. The record is from RefSeq and is a predicted model, not a curated record. Lineage: Eukaryota; Metazoa; Chordata; Actinopteri; Batrachoidiformes; Batrachoididae.